UCAUGUAUUUUCUCGUAGAUAUGUGCGUGUUACCUUAAAGCCGUUGCCAAUUCGUACGCGGCUUUACCACGACAGCAGCUGUCUUCGGUCUCUUUAACAGGCAAAAUGGCCACUGGGAAACUGUACACGUACCCUGACAAUUUCCGGGCGUUUAAGAUCUUGAUCGCUGCUCAGUACAGCGGAGCCAAGAUUACCCUUGUGCAAGAUCCACCGAGCUUCAAGUUCGGGGAGACCAACAAGUCUCCUGAGUUCCUCAGCAAAUUUCCACUUGGAAAGGUGCCUGCCUUUGAAGGAAAUGAUGGUGUGUGCCUUUUUGAGUCCAAUGCCAUUGCAUACUAUGUCGCUAACAGCCAGCUGCGUGGAGAGGAUACCUUGAGCCAGGCUUAUGUCCAGCUGUACGUCAACUUUGCCGACAGUGAGAUUCUGCCCGCUGCUUGUAACUGGGUCUUUCCUACACUGGGAAUCAUGCAGUUCAACAAAGGAAAUACUGAACGAGCUAAAGAGGAUAUUAAGAAGGCGCUUGGUUACCUUGACGAAGUUCUUAAGACCAGGACCUUCUUGGUGGGAGAAAGAGUCACCCUGGCUGACAUCAGUGUUGCCUGCAACCUUCUGCUUUUGUACAAGAGUGUGCUAGAUCCCCAGUUCCGUGCCCCAUUCAGAAACGUUACCAGGUGGUUUACUACAGUUGUCAAUCAGCCUCAGGCCAAGGCAGUCCUAGGAGAAGUCCAGCUUUGUGAAAAGAUGGCACAGUUUGAUGCGAAGAAGUUUGCGGAGUUGUCCGGCAAGAAGGACAAGAAGAAAGAAGAGAAGGAAGCCAAGAAAGAGAGCAAGAAAGAGAGCAAAAAGGCUCAGCCCAAAGCUGCCAAGCCAGAUGAGGACGAGGAAGAGGAACGUCCACCACCCGCUCCUAAGGAGAAGAAGGACCCGUUUGCUGAUCUUCCGCCGCCCACAAUGGACAUGGACGCUUUCAAGCGCAGCUACUCCAACGAAGACACGCUGACCAAAGCAUUGCCACACUUCUGGGAGCAUUUUGAUAAGGAGAACUACUCCAUUUGGCAUGCUGAAUACUUGUUCCCCGAGCAACUGAAGCUAAUCUUCAUGAGUUGCAAUCUUGUUGGUGGUAUGUACCAGCGCCUAGAAAAGAUGAGAAAACAUGCAUUUGCCUCUGUGAUAAUCUUUGGUGAGGACAAUAACAGCACCAUAUCUGGAGUGUGGUUCUGGAGGGGACAGAACCUCAUCUUUAAGAGAAGCGAUGACUGGGAUGUUGACUACGAGUCCUACAAAUGGACCAAGCUUGAUCCAGAUGCUCCUGAAACAAAGAAAAUGGUUGAGGAAUACUUCUGCUGUGAGGGGGAAUUCGAUGGCAAAAAGGUAGCAAGUUAUAAAAUCUACAAAUGAAGUGGCUGGUUGGUGGAACAGCAGUAUGUCAAAGACUUAAAAACGACCAAACGACAAUUCAGAUAACACUGUAGGCUUUCAUACCUGCCAAAAAAAGAAGGAAACAAGAAGGACAUUUUGCUGAUUAAUUGUUGUGAAACUUGGCCAUCCAGAGUUAUUUAAGUUACUGAGGUUUUUAUUUGGUGGAGCCUAGCAAUAUCCAUUGUUGACAGUUACUGACAUGCAGUGAAAACUGUUUAAGCAGACUCAUCAUUUAUAAGUAUGCCAUUUCAGGUUUAUCCUGCAAACGAUCUUGACCAUGUUGCACUAACCUGUUAUUCUUUCCUAUUCUAUUCUUUUCUCUUCACUUUGAUGUAGUACUACUAAAGAAAAAAGAGGGUGAUUUGGUCGUUCUGAAAAAAGUCUUUAAAGUUAUUUCAUUAGUUGUUCUCUGCAUGUAGCAAUAAAGGUAUUAGUGGUGAAUUUUAACAAUCUAUAUCAUUUUCUGAUUAAUUUUCAAAAACUAUAUUUAAAAAAGUGAGAACAGUAUAUGAAUGUUCUUACUGUGAGUGAGAAUGUUAGGAUUUUUGUGUCAACCUUGCCUUUUCACUUGUGAAAAAGUAUGUCAAACAAAAAAUUAAUUUGCAUUUAUGAAUUUCGGUUGUACCAAGUACAUACAUAUUUAACCAUCAGAAAAAUACUUCAAGAUUUUGAUAAACCUGAUGAAAGUCGAAUUUAUUUUCUUGGGCUCUCUGUCCAAAGCUUGCUUACUUUACUUUGAUUGGCAACGAAACAUGUAGUUUUGUUGCAGCUACAUUUUCGUAAAAUUGAGUUCUAAUUUCUGAACGUUUGUCACAUCUUUGCAGGUUGCAGAACAAAGACUGGUCAAAAUGUAUUUACUUUGAUGUGUCUUACGACCUCGUUCACUAUUUCUUUGGGAAAUCUAGACCAAGGAAGCUAAAUCACUGUGGACUGUGUUGCCAUUUGAUAAUUUACUUUAAUUAUUUAAUUAAUUUAAAGACAUGCUUGAGAAUCUCACUUUAUGGAAUAAAAUUUAUCUGGAUUGUCGUUUGUUUUCACCUUAACAUUAGCAGUCAUCUGUUGGAACCAGUCGGUAUGCAGGAAUAAAGCAGUAACAAAAGAUACUUAUUCAUUACAA
Molecule: messenger RNA, 2536 nt
Organism: Acanthaster planci (crown-of-thorns starfish)
Lineage: Eukaryota; Metazoa; Echinodermata; Asteroidea; Valvatida; Acanthasteridae
Gene: eef1g
Product: eukaryotic translation elongation factor 1 gamma
Biological process (GO): translational elongation
Cellular component (GO): nucleus; cytoplasm
Molecular function (GO): translation elongation factor activity
Source: RefSeq, a predicted model, not a curated record